AUCUUUUCACUGCACUUGGCGGAGCAUUUUACUGCCCUCGAAGGACACAGGAAUGUCCGUGGCUUAGUUUUCUGUAGCCGGCUUGAUAUUUUACUGCAUCACCAUGAACGCCAUAUCUGUGUCUCCCUGUUUGACAGCCGCACCUCUUGGCAACAAGCGGCUGCGUGGCUCCUGGGAGGAGGAAGAGGAGGAGGAGGGAGGAAGGUGUACAGCGUGAAGGAAAAUGUUUCAAAUAGACGGACGAGCAGAGAAGAAGCAGACUGGAGAAAAUCUCUAGGAGCGACGACAGGUGUUAUUGAAGUUCUGGUGGAAAUGGAACAUAUUGGGACAAAGUUCUGGGUCGAGCUAUGGGAAAAAAUGACGAGUGAUUCUUGGGCAGGCAUGAGGAAGUUUAAAUCAGACUCACAGUCUGGAAGCUCCAAUAAGACACAACAGCCCAUCCUGGACGUCUCCAAACCGUCUAAAAACACCUCAGUCCAACUUGAAUCGGCGUCUUUCCAUGACAGCAGUCCUAUUGCUGCAGACGAUGGACCAAAGGAAACUCAGCAAAGAGAGACCAGACAGAACGAUGACGACGGAAACCUGGACUAUCACAUCGGCCUUGUGUUGCAAGACAGAUAUGAAAUUUCUUCCACCCUGGGAGAAGGAGCUUUUGGGAAAGUAGUGGAGUGUAUUGACAGAUACAGAGGUCAGCGUGUGGCUGUAAAAAUUGUGAAGAAGUUUGAGAGUUUCUGUAAAGUUGCGAGAUCAGAGAUCGCCGUGCUUGAGGAGAUCAACAGCCUGGACGACGACAACAGAUUCCCCUGUGUGAGGAUGCUGGGCUGGUUCAAGCAUAAAUCCCACAUCUGCAUCGUUCUGGAGCGUCUCGGUCCCAGCACCUUCGACUUCCUGCGACAAAACGACUUCGUCCCUUUCAGUGUGGAGCAGAUCCGACACGUAGCCUUCCAGAUCUUCAGAGCGGUCAGCUUUCUGCACCGUAACAAGCUGACACACACAGACCUGAAGCCUGAGAACAUUCUGUUUGUCAGCUGUGACUGUGACAUGGAGUUCAGCCAACAGACGAACUGUAAGCACACAAAACCAUGCAGUCUAGACAUCAAGGUUGUGGAUUUUGGCACCGCUACCUUUGACCACCAACAUCAUGAGACUCUGGUGUCGACACGGCACUACAGAGCACCAGAGGUCAUACUGGAUCUGGGCUGGAACCAGUCAUGUGACGUGUGGAGUCUGGGCUGCGUUCUCAUCGAGUAUUACCUCGGACAAACACUGUUCCCUAGUCAUGACUGUGGAGAACAUCUGGCCAUGAUGGAGAGGGUCCUGGGACCGAUUCCACCCCACCUCCUGAAACAGACCAGGAAGAAGAAGUUUGUUAAAAAUGAGCGUUUGAACUGGAAUGAUGCGAGUUCCUCUGAAGAUGAUAUUGGGAAACACUGCCGACCUCUGAUGCAGUACAUGAGAACAAACAGUGAGGAGGAGAAGCAGCUGUUCGACCUGCUGGGCUCCAUGCUAGAGUAUGACGUCAGCAGGCGGAUCACUGUGGAAGAAGCGCUGUGGCAUCCGUUCUUCUGCCCACUGAGAACACAGCAGCAACAGGAGCAGCAAUCAGAGCAGCAACAGCAGCAGCAACAGGAGCAGCAACAGCAGCAGCAACAGCAGCAGCAACAGGAGCAGCAACAGCAGCAGCAA
Messenger RNA from Gambusia affinis (western mosquitofish), 1686 nucleotides. Its product is annotated as dual specificity protein kinase CLK1-like. Gene Ontology annotation, biological process: protein phosphorylation; regulation of RNA splicing. The annotation marks the transcript as partial. Gene Ontology annotation, cellular component: nucleus. The transcript is spliced from 13 exons. Gene Ontology annotation, molecular function: protein tyrosine kinase activity; ATP binding. The record is from RefSeq and is a predicted model, not a curated record. Lineage: Eukaryota; Metazoa; Chordata; Actinopteri; Cyprinodontiformes; Poeciliidae.